UAUCUCAUACAACACCUGGUCCAUUAAUUAAUUCCUUAUCAAGAAGUCCAGCAGCGAUUGGAUAUAAUGAUAACCAAUCAGUUCGCUUUGCUUCUGCUGUUGUCCAUCACUGAAUGGAGCUCAGCCUUACUCCGCCCAGUGCCUGGAAAUAGAAUUGCAGAUAAAGAUGGACGGACACUUCUCCGAUCAAAGCGUGGAUGGAUGUGGAAUAGUUUCUUUCUUUUGGAGGAGUGGACUGGAAACGGAAAGCAAUAUGUGGGCAAGCUUCAUUCUGAUAUGGACACGGAAGACGGAAAUAUAAAGUAUGUCCUCACAGGAGAUGGAGCAGGAACAGUUUUUGAAAUUGAUGAGAACUCUGGUGAUAUACAUGCCACCAGAAGGUUGGACAGAGAGGAAAAAUCGUCAUAUACUCUCAGUGCUAAAGCAGUCAACAAAUCCUCCGGACAUGUCCUGGAGAGGGCCUCGGACUUCAUCAUCAAAAUCCACGAUAUCAACGAUAACGAGCCAAAGUUCAGCAAGGACACUUAUGUAGCCAGCGUGCCUGAGAUGUCAAAUGUUGGUGCAUUUGUGAUUAGAGUAACAGCUACAGAUGCCGAUGAUGAAUCAUAUGGAAACAGUGCCAAGCUCGUGUACAGUAUUCUCCAGGGACAGCCAUACUUCUCUGUUGAACCCGAGACAGGUGUGAUUAGAACAGCUCUGCCCAGCAUGAUUCGAGAGAACCGGGAGAACUACCAGGUUGUAAUUCAGGCUAAGGACAUGGCAGGACAAAUGGGUGGUCUCUCAGGAACCGCUACAGUCAAUAUCACACUACUGGAUGUCAAUAAUAGCCCUCCUCGUUUCCCUCGCAGUGUGUACGAUCUCUCCACGCCCGAGUCGGCUGAGGUGGGAUCCUCUAUCGGCUGGGUUAAGGCAAAUGAUGCCGACAGCGGUGAGAAUGCAGAGAUGUGGUACAGCAUUUUGGAUGGCGAUGGGCAGGAUGUAUUUAACAUCAUCACAGAUGGAACCAGUCAGGAAGGGGUGAUCAUAAUCAAGAAGCCUCUAGAUUACGAAAGCAAGAGGAUUUACUCGCUGCGGGUGCAGGUGACAAACACACACCUGGACCGGAGAUUUGAGCAUUUGGGUCCUUUCAGUGACACAGCCACGGUCAGGAUUACAGUCACAGAUGUAGACGAACCCCCAGUUUUUGGCCGGAGUUAUUAUAUCUUUGAGGUAGAUGAGGACACACCGCCUGGCAGUGCAGUAGGCACUGUAACUGCCCGUGAUCCUGAUGCUGCCAAUCUCAUUGUCAAAUACACCAUCGAUCGCCACACAGACCUAGAAAGGCUGUUUAAUAUUGACUCCAACAAUGGUACCAUCAGCACCCUUCAAGCUCUGGACAGAGAGACUUCCAAAUGGCACAACAUCUCCGUCCUAGCCACAGAAAUAAGUACUUCUCUGCAAACACGAGUGCCGGUGUUCAUCAAAGUUCGAGAUGUGAAUGACAAUGCUCCUGAGUUUGCUAUGUAUUAUGAGACUUUUGUCUGUGAAAAUGUCAAGGCUGGCCAGCUCAUUCAAACAAUAAGUGCAGUGGACACAGAUGAGCCUCUCGUUGCACAUAAGUUUGUCUUCAGUCUAAACACAGUCAACCCCAACUUCACCAUCUUUGACAAUGAAGAUAACACGGCACGGAUAUUGACACGCAGGGGAGGCUUUAACCGGCAUGAGAUGGGCUCAUAUCUGCUACCUGUGGUCAUUUCAGACAAUGACUAUCCCAUCCAGAGCAGCACAAGCACUCUGACUGUACGAGUGUGUGCAUGUGAUAGUCGUGGAAAAGUCCAGUCCUGCAGUACUGAAGCCCUGCUGCUUUCUGCUGGCCUGAGCACCGGAGCUCUUGUUGCUAUCUUACUCUGCAUCGUCAUACUACUCAUGAUCGUGGUUUUGUUUGCUGCAAUGAGGCGGCAGCGCAAGAAAGAGCCUCUGAUUAUUUCCAAAGAUGACGUCAGGGACAAUGUGGUGAGCUACAACGACGAAGGUGGCGGUGAAGAAGACACACAAGCGUUUGACAUCGGCACGCUAAGGAACCCCGAAGUCAUAGACACCAAUAAGAUGAGACGAGACAUCAUCCCCGAUAUGCUCUUUCCUUUCCGACGUGUGUCCCCUAUCAAAAACAACGCAGAUGUGAGGGACUUUAUUAACAGUCGUCUUCAAGAUAAUGAUUCGGACCCCACAGCACCUCCUUAUGAUUCACUGGCCACUUACGCGUAUGAGGGCAGUGGUUCACUCGCUGAAUCUCUCAGUUCACUUGAAUCUACUGCAACUGAGGGAGAUCAGGAUUUUGAUUACCUUAGCCAAUGGGGACCACCGUUCAAGAAAUUGGCAGACAUGUAUAUAGGAAAAGAGACUCAUAGAGAGACAUAAGGCCACGAUGUAACACUGUACUGAGUUUUCUCACUUAUAUCACUUAAUUAACUUACACCAACAUAAAUUCCCUCCCUUACCCAACUGUAUAAAUCAAUUAGUCAAUAAAGACUUGGAAAUCCUAAUCAAACUAAUAGACAUUUUAUGAAGACAUUUUCAUCUUUCCUACUUCAUCUAGUAUUUCUUCUCCCACUUUCUCAAGCUUUUUCCCUUUUUUAAUUCCAUAA
Trichomycterus rosablanca is the source of this 2624-nucleotide messenger RNA. RefSeq names its product cadherin-10. Gene Ontology annotation, molecular function: calcium ion binding; cadherin binding. Gene Ontology annotation, biological process: multicellular organism development; cell-cell junction assembly; calcium-dependent cell-cell adhesion. The transcript has 11 exons. Lineage: Eukaryota; Metazoa; Chordata; Actinopteri; Siluriformes; Trichomycteridae. The coding region runs from base 67 to 2397 and encodes 776 amino acids. Gene Ontology annotation, cellular component: adherens junction; plasma membrane; catenin complex. The record is from RefSeq and is a predicted model, not a curated record.